ACGGCGUACCUCAUACUGCAAUCAACCAACCCCAGACGUAACACACACACACACACACACACACACACACACACAGUACAGAGAUACGCGCCUUACAUCUCGAGUCACUCUGCCGCUCCCCUGGCCUCCAGCAAGACUCCGGCGAGGCCUCACAAUCACCGCCACUUCUACCUCUACAUUUCACUCUAUUUCACUCUACUUCUACUUCUAUCCUUCAUUGCCUGCUUCUUGGAUUCUUUCUCCCCGCAUUUGUCAUUAUUUGACUGCUUCUAACCCCUCCUUUUUAUAUGAGCGUCAGACUGUGUCUCGCUCAAUCGUUAGGUCUAUUGAAACUGCUCCCAACCUCCGUCCUCGGUCUUAACUUGGAGUGCCUGUGGCGUUUCACUUGUGCUAGUCCACAACUUUGUUUCAUGAUCACAGCUGCUCUUUCGUCGCCAGUCUUGGCAGCACCGUGAUUCACCACUCUACAACGUCUGUAUCUUUCUGUUGCGAUAGUGCUAUUUCGAAUUCGAAGUAUCGGCGCUCGCCCUCGUUAUCGACCAUGAUGUCAUCUACUAUCGCCAUUCCGACUUCGCGCUCUUCAGCUAGUCCCUGUGGGCAAUCAACCAAGGCUUGCAUGAGCUCUUCGUCCUCCUUCUCAAGCUCUCCACAGUCUCCAGCUUCGGCUGGCCCAGAGACACCGGUGUCCGCUCACAAGUCAAAGGCGAUACACCACCGUCGGCCGAGUUUGCUAAGCUCCGCUCUGUCUAAAGAAAAUUGCACGCAUAUUAAUGUUGGCGAGCCAGACGGCCCGCCUCGGCUGAUUUCGUACCUAGCCUCGAGCCAAGGCUUCAUGUGGAACCCCGAGAUGUUUCUCCCUUCAUACCUUGACCUGGACUAUGAACCCUUGGAGAACCGCCGAGAGCCUGUUCACGAGAUCCGACUCAGUGACGAGGAAAUUAAGAACAUGCUGCCAUGACAUGGUUAUCGACGGCCCAUGAUCACUUUCUAUUCAUAGACCUGGAAACGUCUUCGCAAGAUUACAUGACCAUUUUCGCAAUACUACGGCGCCUGGAUUCGGGUUAUAUCA
Molecule: messenger RNA, 1069 nt
Organism: Xylaria bambusicola
Lineage: Eukaryota; Fungi; Ascomycota; Sordariomycetes; Xylariales; Xylariaceae
Exons: 3
Coding region: 542-958 (138 amino acids)
Source: RefSeq, a predicted model, not a curated record